Cyclopterus lumpus (lumpfish) is the source of this 356-nucleotide messenger RNA. Its product is annotated as testicular haploid expressed gene protein-like. The record is from RefSeq and is a predicted model, not a curated record. The transcript is spliced from 4 exons. Bases 94 to 339 code for a protein of 81 amino acids. NCBI's taxonomy places the organism in Eukaryota, Metazoa, Chordata, Actinopteri, Perciformes, Cyclopteridae.
CGGAGUCCUCGGGGUGGGGACGUCGGUUGCUAAGGACUCCGUGGCAACAGCAGGAGAGAUCGGUGUGACACCAGCGAGGCGACGCAGUUUGAGAUGCUGUCUGGAAAACGAGAUGUUCAGCCCAGAUUCGCUCCAUCAAACAGAGUUUUGGAGUUGGCGCAGCACAAAACCUCAAAAGCGGUCUGGGCCACGACUCCCUGUGGGAGGCUGAACUGGGGCAACCAGGAGCCCGUGUGGCCCGUCUCCGCCUCGGCGCUGCGAGCCCGUCCGAGUGAGAGGAUCCAGCUCCUGGCCGGCCACAAAAGAGACUUCUCGGCAAGGGAGGCCCACCGGAGGUAACCGUGGCACCCCCGACA